UGAUUUCCGGAUACGCAUUCUGGAAAUCCCAUUAAAUCCCAUAAAUGAAAAUCUGGAAUUUGUGAUGCCUUUAUUUAUAUCUUCUUCUUCUCCUCUGCUUUGUGUGUGUUGUUCGUGGUGUUUCUGGGGAAAUCUGAGGUGAUCUUGAUUGAAGUUUAAAGAUUUUGGGAGUGCGAGUUGUUGGGGGAAGUGGGCGUGUUUUGUUUAGGGUUAGUUAAAAGCAGAGGAGGGGGAACCCUGCACUUUACACUUGCGGGAGUUGUUUCGAUUCUCUGUUCGCUCGACGGGAACCAGAACGGCUUCGCAUUUUGACGCCAUUGACAGCCAAGACUCUCAAACAGAGAGAGUAGAGAUUCUAACUUUCCCGUGAAAUUUGGUGGUUUCCGUUUCUAAUCUUAGAAAUUCUUUCACACGUUUGUGGGUUUAUCUCCAUUUUGGUUCCUAUUUUCUUCCCAAUCGGAAAAGCCUUUUGAAAGGAAAAAAAAGACUCCGAUUAUUCCUCUUCCUCUUCCCUUUGUCUCUCUACUCUUUCCCGGCGCUCUGUUCUUCGGUUUGCUUUCCGGGAAGCCUCUCUGCUUUGCAGGGUUGGGGGGAAGGCUCUGAAUAUUUCAUCUCUCUCCCUCUCUUCCAAGAUUAUGAUUCUUGACAAAGGGUCAGCACUGCAAUCCAAUUUGGGUUGCUUUCUUCAUUGCACCACGCCCCUUGUCAAUUCCCAAUUCUUGCCCAAGAGUGAGAUUAGGAAUCUGAAUCGUCUGUGGCAUCCAUGGGAGAGAGAGAGGGUUGAAUAUUUCACCCUCGCCGAUCUCUGGAAUUGUUACGACGAAUGGAGCGCCUACGGCGCUGGCGUUCCCAUCGCCGUCAACAACGGCGAGACCCUUGUUCAAUACUACGUUCCUUAUCUCUCUGCAAUCCAAAUCUUCACCAGCAACUCCACCAUCAAUGGUUUCAGAGAUGAGUGUGGUGACAGUGAAACAAGGGAUUCGUUCAGUGAUUCAUGCAGCGAUGAGAGUGAAAGUGAAAAACUAUGGAGAUGGGAUGGAAGCUCAUCGGAAGAGGGAGGUGGACUAUUAGAACAAGACAGCCCUCUAUCUCUCAGUGACAGAUUGGGAUACCUUUACUUUCAGUAUUUCGAGAGAUCAACUCCAUAUGGAAGAGUCCCACUAAUGGAUAAGAUCAAUGAAUUGGCUCGAAGAUACCCUGGCCUGAUGACAUUGAGAAGCGUGGAUCUUUCUCCUGCAAGUUGGAUGGCUGUUGCCUGGUACCCAAUUUACCAUAUUCCAAUGGGGAGAACCAUAAAGGAUUUAUCGACAUGUUUUCUGUCAUACCAUACGCUUUCAUCCUCAUUUCAAGAUAUGGACGUAGAAGAUGAGUUUGAGAGCGGAGAAAGGAAGAGGAAAGAAGGGGAAGAGAUGGCGCUGCGUGCAUUUGGGUUAGCGACAUACAAGAUGCAAGGAAGCGUGUGGAUAUCUGGUAAUUAUGGGCGGGACCAAGAGCGAGUGGUGUCUCUUUUGAGCGUGGCGGAUUCUUGGCUAAAGCAACUCAGGGUCCAGCACCAUGACUUCAACUACUUCACGGGGAUGAUCCGUCGUGGCUAAACCAGAAAGGGGUUUUUAACCAAAAAAAAAAAAAAAAAAAAAAAAGACAAACAC
Messenger RNA from Cucurbita maxima (winter squash), 1649 nucleotides. RefSeq lists its product as uncharacterized. The coding region runs from base 636 to 1595 and encodes 319 amino acids. The record is from RefSeq and is a predicted model, not a curated record. The transcript is spliced from 6 exons. Lineage: Eukaryota; Viridiplantae; Streptophyta; Magnoliopsida; Cucurbitales; Cucurbitaceae.